Molecule: messenger RNA, 342 nt
Organism: Opisthorchis viverrini
Lineage: Eukaryota; Metazoa; Platyhelminthes; Trematoda; Opisthorchiida; Opisthorchiidae
Exons: 2
Coding region: 1-342 (113 amino acids)
Source: RefSeq, a predicted model, not a curated record
AUGUCAAGCACCAGAAGCUGCGUUGGUUGGAACGUGUUACGUAUGCCGAACCAUCAUUUGCUGAAGAGAGUGCUGUUUUCCAUGCCUAACUCAAGGUGGCGUAAACAGAGAGGUGGCCAACCCUUGACCUACCAGAGGAGUAUGAAGGAGAUCACGAAACGCUUGGGUGCUUGGAAAGCCAAGAUUCGAUAUGUGCUGAAAAACAAUAUCAGCUAUAAACCGUGUGCCAUAUGCACAUUGGUUGCAGCUGCUACACUUUCGAUCACCGGGAAACGGGAACCUGGAACAUACAACCAAACCUUGGAUGCGAAGGCAUGCUCAGUUUGUUCGGAAAUUGGGUAG